CUCUCAUGGCUCGUCAAAACCACAUCGCCUCCGUUCUUCCGAAUCAAUUUCAGUGUUUCGCACAACAAACGCAUACGAAGUCGAGCGUCUUCAGCGCUUUUCUUUUCAGUUCUUCACACAGUUUUUGUAGGUAACAAGAAGCUAAAGAAUGAAUCCAGAGAAAUUCACCCACAAGACAAAUGAGACUCUUGCUGGGGCUCAUGAGCUUGCUAUGAACUCUGGCCAUGCUCAGCUCACACCACUUCACGUUGCUGUGGCUUUGAUAACUGAUCCCAAUGGCAUCCUCCGGCAAGCCAUAAUCGGUGCUGGUGGAAAUGAUGAGGCUGCCAACUCUGUUGAAAGAGUCUUUAAUAAAGCUCUGAAGAAACUCCCAACUCAGAGUCCUCCUCCAGAUGAAAUCCCAGUAAGCACUACUCUAAUCAAAAUGGUUCGAAGAGCCCAAUCUUCACAAAAGUCACGUGGUGACACCCAUUUAGCAGUUGAUCAAUUGAUUCUUGGCCUUCUUGAGGAUUCCCAAAUUGGUGAUUUGCUUAAAGAAGCCGGGGUUAGUACUUCUAGAGUGAAAUCUGAGGUUGAGAAGCUUCGAGGGAAAGAAGGUAAGAAGGUGGAAAGUGCUUCUGGGGACACUACAUUCCAGGCAUUGAAGACUUAUGGGCGUGACCUUGUUGAGCAAGCUGGAAAGCUUGACCCUGUCAUUGGCCGGGACGAAGAGAUUCGGAGGGUCAUCAGGAUUCUUUCAAGGAGGACCAAGAACAACCCUGUUCUUAUUGGAGAACCAGGUGUGGGUAAGACUGCUGUUGUUGAAGGAUUAGCUCAGAGAAUUGUAAGAGGGGACGUUCCCAGUAAUCUCGCUGAAGUGAGGCUUAUAGCAUUGGAUAUGGGUGCUUUGGUAGCUGGGGCAAAAUAUAGAGGAGAAUUCGAGGAGAGGUUGAAAUCUGUUUUGAAAGAAGUGGAAGAGGCAGAAGGGAAAGUGAUUUUAUUCAUUGAUGAAAUUCACCUUGUUCUUGGUGCUGGUCGGACUGAAGGAUCUAUGGAUGCUGCUAACUUGUUUAAGCCCAUGCUUGCCAGAGGUCAGCUACGCUGUAUCGGAGCAACGACCCUUGAGGAAUACAGAAAGUAUGUUGAGAAAGAUGCCGCUUUUGAGAGGCGGUUCCAGCAAGUUUAUGUAGCUGAGCCCAGCGUCCCUGACACAAUAAGCAUUCUUCGAGGGCUGAAAGAAAGGUAUGAAGGGCAUCAUGGUGUUCGAAUUCAGGACCGAGCUCUUGUAGUUGCAGCCCAACUAUCAAGCCGAUACAUCACUGGCCGACAUCUGCCAGACAAGGCAAUCGACCUGGUUGAUGAAGCUUGCGCCAAUGUGAGAGUUCAACUUGAUAGCCAGCCCGAAGAAAUCGACAAUUUGGAAAGGAAGAGAAUGCAAUUAGAAGUUGAACUUCAUGCUCUUGAAAAGGAGAAGGACAAAGCCAGUAAAGCUCGUCUUGUUGAAGUCCGCAGAGAGCUUGACGACUUGAGGGACAAGCUUCAACCCUUGAUGAUGAAGUACAAAAAGGAAAAAGAAAGGAUUGAUGAGCUUCGCAGGCUAAAACAGAAAAGAGAGGAGCUCAUGUUUGCUUUACAAGAGGCUGAAAGAAGAUAUGAUUUAGCCAGAGCUGCUGAUUUGCGAUAUGGGGCAAUUCAAGAAGUGGAGGCUGCUAUAGCAAACCUUGAAGGAACCACUGAUGAGAACAUGAUGUUAACAGAGACUGUUGGGCCUGAGCAGAUUGCUGAGGUGGUGAGCCGCUGGACUGGCAUCCCUGUCACUAGGCUUGGACAAAAUGAUAAAGAAAGGUUAAUUGGGCUUGCGGAGAGGCUGCAUCAGAGAGUGGUGGGACAGGAUCAGGCAGUCAGUGCUGUGGCAGAGGCUGUCUUGAGAUCGAGGGCUGGGUUAGGAAGGCCACAACAACCCACUGGUUCGUUCCUCUUCUUGGGUCCAACUGGUGUUGGUAAGACUGAGCUUGCCAAGGCCCUGGCUGAACAGCUCUUUGAUGAUGAAAAUCUUUUGGUGAGAAUUGACAUGUCCGAGUACAUGGAGCAGCAUUCAGUUUCAAGAUUGAUUGGGGCUCCUCCUGGAUAUGUUGGACAUGAUGAAGGUGGGCAACUCACAGAGGCAGUAAGAAGGAGGCCUUAUAGUGUUGUACUGUUCGAUGAAGUAGAGAAAGCACAUAUCGCUGUAUUCAAUACCCUCCUCCAGGUUUUAGACGAUGGAAGGUUAACUGAUGGCCAAGGCCGCACUGUAGACUUCACAAACACAGUGAUCAUCAUGACUUCAAACCUUGGAGCUGAGCAUCUCCUCUCGGGUUUAGUAGGCAAGUGUACAAUGCAAGAUGCUCGUGACCGGGUGAUGCAGGAGGUGAGAAGGCACUUCAGGCCAGAGUUGCUUAACCGGCUGGAUGAAAUUGUGGUAUUUGAUCCCCUCUCACAUGACCAACUGAGAAAGGUUGCCAGGCUACAAAUGAAGGAUGUUGCAAGCCGCUUGGCGGAGAGGGGCAUUGCUCUGGCUGUGACUGAUGCAGCAUUGGAUGUUGUUCUAGCAGAGAGUUAUGAUCCGGUUUACGGUGCAAGACCCAUUAGGAGAUGGCUGGAGAAGAAGGUGGUGACUGAGCUAUCAAAGAUGCUCAUAAGGGAGGAGAUCGAUGAAAACUCAACUGUUUAUAUAGAUGCGGGAGUGUCAGGAAAGGGGUUGGCGUACCGAGUAGAAAACAAUGGGGGGCUGGUGAAUGCAUCCACUGGACAAAAGUCAGACGUGUUGAUUCGGAUCCCAAACGGGCCAAGAAGCGAUGCUGCCCAAGCAGUGAAGAAGAUGAAGAUCGAAGAAAUAGAAGACGAAGAGGAUGAGAUGGAUCUAUAAAUAAAAGUUUUGUGGGCUUGCGAGUAGAAGGUGAAUGGUUUGGCUUGGUGUGUUUUUUUGUUAUUUGAAUUUUGUAAAUGCUAAAAUGGGGAUCUUUCCCUUUUGUGUACAGAUGCAGUGACCUGUAAUUGGUUUGCUCUGUUUUUGUUACCAAGUUCAAGUUUUCAAGAUCAUCAAUUGGUCACCAAUAAUUCAUCGUUACUUAUUA
Vitis riparia (riverbank grape) is the source of this 3092-nucleotide messenger RNA. RefSeq names its product chaperone protein ClpB1. The transcript has 8 exons. Gene Ontology annotation, cellular component: cytoplasm. NCBI's taxonomy places the organism in Eukaryota, Viridiplantae, Streptophyta, Magnoliopsida, Vitales, Vitaceae. Gene Ontology annotation, biological process: cellular response to heat. Bases 149 to 2884 code for a protein of 911 amino acids. The record is from RefSeq and is a predicted model, not a curated record. Gene Ontology annotation, molecular function: ATP binding; ATP hydrolysis activity.